Molecule: messenger RNA, 1648 nt
Organism: Andrographis paniculata
Lineage: Eukaryota; Viridiplantae; Streptophyta; Magnoliopsida; Lamiales; Acanthaceae
Product: probable inactive heme oxygenase 2, chloroplastic
Exons: 5
Coding region: 28-1092 (354 amino acids)
Biological process (GO): heme oxidation; phytochromobilin biosynthetic process
Molecular function (GO): heme oxygenase (decyclizing) activity
Source: RefSeq, a predicted model, not a curated record
CUCAAAAUUUGGUUCAGCUCAGCAAAAAUGGCAGGCUGCUGUUGUAGUCCUCCGGCGGCGCUAAAUCCCUCGGUUUCACUGAUUCUGCGCAAUUCGAGUCUAUCAUUGUUGGAAAAAGUUCAACUUCCUAGAAGCUGUUUCAUGAAAUUAUCCGAAAGAGGAAAUUUCUCAGGAAAUGGCGGAUUUCAUCUAAACCAAUGUACGCGGCAUUGCACAAGAGUGUGGGUGUCAGAGGCGGGAAGCGAGUACGAAACGGAGGGCUAUGAUUCUAGCGAAGAGCGCGGGGUUUUCGGAGAAGAGAAGGUACCAAAAACGGUGGGGAUUGGGCAGCCGCCGCCUCCUGUGCGCCGCCGUCUCCGGCGGUAUCGGAAAGAGUAUCCUGGGGAGAAGAAAGGCAUUAGUGAGGAGAUGCGGUUUGUGGCUAUGAAAUUGAGAAACGACAAGAGCAAGAGGAAAGGUACUUCUACUGCUUUAGGGGAGACCGAUGAGGAACAACGAGAAUCCAUCAUGUCUGAGGGUAACUCUUCUGAAACAAAUGGCAAUGAUGAAAAAAUUGAAGAAGCUUGGCAGCCAAGCGUGGAAGGUUUUCUGAAGUAUUUGGUGGAUAGUGAGCUGGUUUUCAGCACAAUCGAACGGAUUGUUGAUGAAUCAAGUGAUGUUUCCUACGUUUAUUUUAGAAAGACUGGACUAGAAAGGUCCGCCAGCAUUUCCAGAGACUUGGAAUGGUUUAGGGAGAGGGGGAUUGUUAUUCCAGAGCCUAGCAAUCCGGGCGUCGAAUACGCCAGAUACUUGGAGGAGCUUGCGGAGAAGACCCCUCCAUUAUUUUUCAGCCACUUUUACAACAUAUAUUUCUCUCACAUUGCCGGUGGAAAAGUGAUCGCCAAACAGGUAUCGGAUAAGCUGUUCGAAGGAAGGGAGCUGGAGUUCAACAGAUGGGAUGGAGAUGCAGAAGAACUGUUGAGAGAUGUUCGGGAGAAGCUUAAUGCCCUCGGAGAGCAUUGGACUAGAGAUGAGAAAAACAAAUGCUUAAAGGAGACAACUAAAGCAUUCCGUUUUCUUGGCCAGAUUGUUCGUUUGAUCAUCCUUAUCUAAAACCACAACAAUUCUUACCACACUUUUAGCAUCACAAAAAAUCUGUUACACCCUAGAGCUACACUGGCAAUAACAUAACGGCGCUGCCUGAAACUGCACCUACUGUCAUAAAUUGCCCGGAAACUGAUGAAUUCAUGGCAUUGUUUAUGCAAUAAAAAGUUAGUUUUUGAGGUCAAACAGGAAGGCCUCUCUUUCAUAUCUAUCUUCAGUUGUGACACAGAAAUCUUUAUGAUUUGGGUUGGGCACAAAUGUGAAGUGGCCUACAGCUGCAAUACUUCUGGCAAGCAUUUCUUGGCCCUUUUGGCAAUGCCAGGAAGAAGAAAACUUUAUUAAAAAAACAGGUCUUCAACAACAUUAAUUUUUAGAAAUGGGCUUUCAACCAUGUUGAAAGAAGGCAAAAGGGUUGGCAGUUGUUGUAAUAAUAAAUAAUGAGCUGAUAACAUCAAGAACAAGGAGGGAUCUCUUGAGGACAAACAUGAUGAAGGCGAAGAACCCUAACAGUCUCAUAUCAAGGCAUCUUUUUGCAGAAGAAAUUGCCAGACCCAUUUUGGCGUUG